GUAGUUGUCCCGCCCUGGCGUGUGGUCAGUUGAUAAAGUCUUCUCGGCGUUACAAAAUAUACGGAGAGUGCCGUCGUCGCGUUUUCAGAUACUUAAAUACUGAAUCUCAAUCACCGGAAACCCCCCACAGAAUAGAAUCUCCCUCAUAAUGUAUCCCUUCGGUUCCGGAAUGCCAUCGCACCCCCCCUCCACUAACGAACCACCACGAGCGCCCUUUGGAGCUGGUUGGGUGCCACCGAUGCAGCAGAACUCGCCAUACCCGCCACCCCCCCAGCCACACCCCCACUCUCACCCACCGUCCCAAAUGCACCACCACCACCACCAGCAGCAGUAUCCCGGCCAGCACGGCAGCGGUGCUCCCUACCCACCAAUGGCAGCACCCUACCAGGCCGCCCCGUCCUACCCCCCUUACCCCACCUCGAGUCCGUACCCGGCUCAGUUCGCGCCCCAAGGGCAUCACCAGCAGCAGCCAGUGUCGAACAGCCCCUAUCCCACGGAUCGCGGAUUCACCCCAGCUGCCACAUACGAUGCGGGCUACGGCUACGGAAACGGACAAGGACAUGGACAAGCACAUGGACAUGGACAAGGGCAUGGACAAGGGCAUGGACAAGGGCAUGGACAAGGGCAUGGACAUGGACAAGGACAUGGACAUGGACAGGGUUAUGGGCAUGGACAGGGGCACGGGCACGGGAAUGGUCAGGGGCACGCGCAUCGGUCACUCACAGCUCACAGAGAGGGAACUCCCACUGUGGUGCCCGCGCAGGGCUUCGAUCCCGUCAAGGAUGCGCACGACUUGCGCAAGGCCAUGAGGGGCUUCGGCACGGACGAGGACGCCCUGAUCAACAUUAUCUGCCGGCGGUCGAACGAGCAGCGCCAGGAGAUCCAGCGCCAGUACAAGACGCACUUCGGCAAGGACCUCAUCGAGGACAUCAAGUCCGAGACGAGCGGCAACUUCGAGAGGCUGCUGGUCGGCCUGCUGCGCCCCAUCGUGGACUACUACUGCGCCGAGCUGAACGAUGCCAUGGCCGGCAUUGGCACCGACGAGGAGGUCCUCAUCGAGAUCCUCUGCACACUGUCCAACAUGGAGAUCUACACGAUCAAAAACCAGUACUUACGACUGUACGGCGCCCACCUGGAGUCCGAGCUGAAGUCGGAGACCUCGGGCAACUUCAAGCGGCUGCUCACCUCCUUGUGCACGGCGGCGCGGGACGAGAGCGGAAGCGUGGACCCCAACGCGGCCAAGAACGACGCCAGGGAGCUGCUGAAGGCUGGCGAGCUGCGCGUCGGCACCGACGAGAGCAUGUUCAACAUGAUACUCUGCCAGAGGAACUACCAGCAGUUGAAGAUGAUAUUCCAAGAGUAUGAGGGCAUGACUGGCCACUCGCUGGAGAAAGCCAUCAAGAAGGAGUUUUCUGGCGACGUUAUGGAGGGCCUGAUUGCCAUCUACAGGUGUGUCACCAACAAAGCCGAGUACUUCGCUUCGCGCUUGCACAAGUCCAUGGCUGGAAUCGGCACCAACGACACCCAGUUGAUCCGUGUCAUCAUCACUCGGUCCGAGAUCGAUUUGACGGACAUCAAGGUGGCCUUUGAACGUCUGUACGGCAAGUCCUUAAAGAGCUGGAUCAAGGGCGACACUUCGGGCCACUACAAGCAUGCUCUUUACGCCCUGGUGGGUGAACAGCGCUCAUCCUAGGAUUUUUCAUAUUUACUAUUCAAACCAAAUCGAAAUUGAAAUCAAUUAUUCGAAUUCCUAUGUAUUCGAACAUUCACGUACAUACAACAUACACGCCAAGGGAGCCUAACAAUUAUGACCCACUUUGUAGACUUUUGGUGCUCACAAACUUUACCUGAAUGGGCCUCUCCAGCCCAUGACCUCUCGACAAUUUGAUACCUCUUACAUAUAGCAAGUGUUGUAUUUGACUUAUUAAAAGACCUUUGUAUUUAAACGCGCUUGGAAAGACAAACACUAUUGAAGUUCCUCUCGUUUCACUUGCUACUGGUUUGAGAAAACAAUGAUUUGCUAAUGUUUUAUUAAGUGGCCACAAAACUGUUGCAAUAAAAACUAGGCAGUAAAUUAGACUUAGCUUUCUACCUACCGACUUCGUCUCAAGAGUGCCUCAAUGUAACUUUAUUGCCUACUUCAAAGCAUUUAAAACUGCAAACAUACACUGAAAUAUAUUCUUAUUGAACCGAAUCGAUUUGUAUUCACUUAUACACUAUACAUACUCGAGUUUGUGAGCAAGUGUUUAACUUCUAGUUCGCUCUCAACUGAAUAAAUUAUUAUAUAUGUGUGCAUUAGA
Molecule: messenger RNA, 2300 nt
Organism: Drosophila rhopaloa
Lineage: Eukaryota; Metazoa; Arthropoda; Insecta; Diptera; Drosophilidae
Product: annexin B11
Cellular component (GO): cytoplasm
Molecular function (GO): calcium-dependent phospholipid binding; calcium ion binding
Source: RefSeq, a predicted model, not a curated record